This is a messenger RNA of Striga asiatica, 414 nucleotides long. The record is from the annotation of a GenBank genome assembly. Lineage: Eukaryota; Viridiplantae; Streptophyta; Magnoliopsida; Lamiales; Orobanchaceae.
AUGUACCUCCCGAUCCAAAAUCCCUACUCAAGCAGUCCAACUCAAAUGCGACUUCCUUCACACUCGGUUUAUAUUGACGAGCACGCUAAGCACUUCUCGGCAAGAUUUUCAACUGCAUCAGCACCUCAACCUCACCACACGCCUCCAAACGAUUGUCCAAGAUCCUUACCAAGUCGUCCCCUCGUCAAUAGCUCCGCUAGCACCACUGCAAACGAUAGACGUCACCCUGUUUUGUCUGUAUCCCAUGGCUCAAACAGCCCACCGAGCUCGGUGAGUUUUGCAUCUCUAUUCUUCCUGGACUGCUCUUUAAUUGAUACUUGCACCGACUUCCCUGUAGAGCCUAUUGUUGCAGUCGUAAUUGUUUGUGGCUGUCUGGAUGUCUUGCGCGGUGACGACAGAAUAUCCACAAACUAG